AUGGGCCAAAUGAGCAGGCAGCGGCCCUGCACUGUGCACAUCCUACGCUUCUGUCCGUCACACCCUGCGGGCUGCAGCAUCUUAGCUGAGGAGCUUAGCAGGAAUACUGAGAGGGCCUCGAAGGAAGGGAAGCUGCAGGAAGUGGUGUCUGUGGUCCGGAACGCUGUGAGGACAUUCUCCCUAACACCGGUGAGCAUCGCUGUGACCCGAGACUCGGGCAAUGGUAUGUCAUCCUUCAUCAAUGCGCUCCGAGUCACUGGACAUGAGGAAGAGGCUUCAGCUCCCCCUGGGGUAGUGAGGACCACCCAGACACGCGCCUGCUACUCUUCUCCCCGCUUUCCCAGUGUGGUAUUGGGGGACCUGCCUGGCAUGGGGGCUACAGCCCAGAGCACGGAGAACUAUCUGGAAGAGAUGCAGUUCAGCACAUAGGACUUAUUCAUCAUCAUUGCAUCUGAACAGUUCAGAUCUAAUCAUGUGAAGCUUGCCAGAACCUUCCAGAAGAGGGGAAAGAAGUUCUAUGCUGUCUGGACCAAGCUGGACCGAGACCUCAGCCGAAGUGUCCUGUCAGGGGUCCGGCUUCUCCAGAACAUCCAAAGGAAUAUUCAGGAAAAUCUCCAGACGGCGAGCGUGCAGGAGCCCCCCAUAUUCCUGGUAUCCAGCCUUGACCCUUUAUCACAUGACUUCCCAAAACUUAGGGACACACUGCAAAAAGACCUUGCCAACAUCAGGUGCUGUGGUCCCUUAGAGACCCUCUCCUACACCUGUGAGAAGCUCAUUGAUGAAAAAGUGAUCUCACAGAUGGGGAGGAUGGCCAGUGGGUAUUUGCACAAUAUGCUUGACAUCAGGGAUGCCAAUGAGCUCAGGGGGUGUCUGCAAGCCUGCCGUGUGGACGCUGAGUCACUUCAGCAUGUGGCUCAGAGCACGGGGGCACUGGUAAUGCAGUACAGGGCCAUCAUGAAGUGUCAGGACCUUCACACACUCCACACAGGGGACUGGAGACUGACAUUUAUGACUUACUCAGCCAUGAACUUACUCUUCAGGCUUCUUGGGCAUUUCCCAUGCCUGGGUCAUCAGGUCAUCCACUACUUCAGAGGCAUGAAACACAGGCGCAUCCUUGUAUUAGUUGCCCAGGACACCAAGGCCAUCCUGAGGAAAAUUCUGAAAGAUUCCAUCCUCUCUCCCUGA
This is a messenger RNA of Jaculus jaculus (lesser Egyptian jerboa), 1185 nucleotides long. RefSeq names its product immunity-related GTPase family M protein-like. Gene Ontology annotation, molecular function: GTPase activity; GTP binding. NCBI's taxonomy places the organism in Eukaryota, Metazoa, Chordata, Mammalia, Rodentia, Dipodidae. Gene Ontology annotation, cellular component: endoplasmic reticulum membrane. The record is from RefSeq and is a predicted model, not a curated record. Gene Ontology annotation, biological process: cellular response to interferon-beta; defense response.